Populus nigra (black poplar) is the source of this 1826-nucleotide messenger RNA. RefSeq lists its product as uncharacterized. Gene Ontology annotation, molecular function: metal ion binding; phosphatidylinositol binding. Lineage: Eukaryota; Viridiplantae; Streptophyta; Magnoliopsida; Malpighiales; Salicaceae. The record is from RefSeq and is a predicted model, not a curated record. The coding region runs from base 180 to 1541 and encodes 453 amino acids. The transcript has 5 exons.
UAAUAAAUAUCAAUACCGAGUGUCGUAUGGUUCUUCCCUAUCAAAUCCAAUCAUCUCUUCCUCCGUUCCUUCCUUUUGCUUGUGGUUGUCGUCCGUCGACGAUUGAAAAAAGAGAAGGUGAAAAUCUCAAAGCGUGGAUCAGACUUAUCGCAAGUUUUUAUGUGGUUUAGCUGCUGCGAAUGGCGAGUUUUGAAGGGAAAGUUCAAUUCUGUAAGGUAGAAAAGGAGAAGAAUGCAUACCCUAAUGUUGAUGACUAUAUCGAUGAUCCCUUAUGGCCGGUGCCGAAACGGGAUUACCUUGAUGAUUCAACUGAUGAUGAUGACGAUCCUCGUUUUCCUGCAAAUUUCAAUAGGCUUCCAGAGGUCAACUUGAAAAAUGUAUUAAGUGGGAUAGUUGCCAUUUUAACUGGCCAGAAUAAAGAUGGUGGUGGUGGUGGUGGUGGUCGAAUGCCCAGUUCAAAUGUUUCCUUUCUGGAAUCGGAGAAGAAUGGGGACACGUAUUUGCACUCCUCUGUUUAUAUUCCGAGUGCCCCGCCACUUCUGGAGCCAAAUUAUACCACCGUGUACAAAGAUGUCUUGGAAGCUGAACCGCCUGAGUGGUUGCCAGAUAGUUCUACUACAGUUUGUAUGCAGUGUACUGCUCCCUUUACAGCAAUUUCUCGUGGAAGGCAUCAUUGUCGUUUUUGUGGUGGGGUUUUUUGCAGAACAUGUACUAAAGGACGGUGUUUGUUACCUGUUAAGUUUAGGGAGAGGAAUCCACAAAGGGUUUGUGAUACCUGCUAUGAUAGGCUUGAUCCUUUGCAAGGUGUUCUUAUUAAUACCAUUAGCAAUGCUAUGCAAGUGGCGAAACAUGAUGUCGUGGAUUGGACUUGCACGAGAGGGUGGUUAAACCUGCCAGUUGGUUUCUCCAUGGAACAUGAGGUAUACAAAGCAUCCAAUACGUUGAGAAGCUAUUGGCAGGUUUCUAGGCUGAAUCCUGAGAAGUCCAUCCCCCUAGCAAUUCUGAAAGGAGCCAAAGGCUUGGCAAUCUUAACCGUUGCCAAAGCUGGUGCAAUAGUUGCUUACAAACUUGGCACUGGUUUAGUCAUUGCUCGGAGAUCUGAUGGAUCAUGGUCUGCCCCAUCUGCCAUAUGUUUGGUUGGCUUAGGAUGGGGUGCUCAGAUUGGGGGUGAGCUCAUGGACUAUAUAAUUGUCCUCCAUGAUUACAAAGCUGUGAAGACAUUUUGUAGUCGCAUGCAUUUUUCUCUUGGGGCUGGUUGCAGUGCUGCAGCAGGCCCUGUUGGGAGGGUGCUGGAAGCAGAUCUUCAUGCUGGGGAUAGAGGAUCUGGCAUGUGCUAUACUUACAGCUGUAGCAAAGGGGCAUUUGUGGGAGUAUCACUUGAAGGAAGUAUUUUAGCUACGAGGACGGAAACCAAUCUAAAGUUCUAUGGUGAUCCUUAUCUCUCUACUGCUGAUAUUCUUCUUGGAACUGUGGACAGACCUAAAGCUGCAGAACCACUAUAUGCUGCUCUUGGAGAGCUGUACUCAAGUCUACAGCAUUAGUACUGGUGCCUGCCCUCCUUUCAUGUAGAAUCUUCCUGCAUGUGAAGACGUGCAUUGGUCCCAAAGCUUAAUUCACCAUCCUUGAAUUGCAAAAUUGUUUCAAGUGUACAGGACCGUUUCAUGUGACAAACAAUAAGUUUUAAUGUUGUUAUAAUUUUUUAUUCAGUUGUCUAGAAACUAUCAGAUGCUUGCUUGUAUAGAAUCCUGUAUACGUACUGAUUGUUUGUGUAUAGACAUUUUAAAUCAGUUACAAUGCUUGCUCUGAGGAAUUUCCCUCACCCUAAA